This is a messenger RNA of Volvox carteri f. nagariensis, 1875 nucleotides long. RefSeq lists its product as uncharacterized. The transcript has 12 exons. Gene Ontology annotation, cellular component: membrane. The record is from RefSeq and is a predicted model, not a curated record. Lineage: Eukaryota; Viridiplantae; Chlorophyta; Chlorophyceae; Chlamydomonadales; Volvocaceae. The coding region runs from base 1 to 1875 and encodes 624 amino acids.
AUGGACUGGCGCAUCGCUACAGCCGCUUGCCGGCAGCUUGGCUGGACUUGGGGCGAUCUAGUGUCUAAUGCGGGGUCCAUGUAUGGCGGAACAUCCAAUAUGGUGCUCUGGAAUGUUCAGUUCGCUUGCCAAUCGCUGAACAGCCGCUUGGUGGACUGCCCUCGAGACCAGGACUUCUACCUUUGGGACUACAACAACGACGGUGGCGCUGUGCCGCGGGGCUAUGACGCUUACAUGGGUGUACAAUGCCACAGUGAUUUGGACUCGGAAGCUCGCCUCGUCGGUGGCAGUGAUGCCAAUGAAGGAAUCGUCCAGGUCCUUUACGGCGGACAAUGGGUCAGCAUCUAUCCCGCUCAUCUGAACUACUACCAGCAGCAGUACGGUUGGAGUUGGUACGAGGCGGGAGUGGUGUGUCGGAUGCUGGGCUGGGACACUGGCGAGGAGCUUAUGGACAUCCCUGGUGGAAUCUUCAAUCGGACGGCAGCUGAAGGCCCCCUGUACACCACAUUUUACAAAUGUAAUGGUUCUGAGAGCCAAUUGAUAGAUUGUGAUCGAGAGUUGCAGACGUAUCAAAUAUUUUCGUGGGACAUCUACUCUUACGGUGUAGCCGCUGUAAGGUGUUGGAAUGAGACGGAUGAUGCUUACGAGGGCGACCUGCGGCUGGUCGGCAGCAACCGGCCAGGUAGCGGCACACUGCAAAUCUUCCACGACGGCAAGUGGGGCGUAAUGAACAGCACAUACAUGGACUGGCGCAUCGCUACAGCCGCUUGCCGGCAGCUUGGCUGGACUUGGGGCGAUCUAGUGUCUAAUGCGGGGUCCAUGUAUGGCGGAACAUCCAAUAUGGUGCUCUGGAAUGUUCAGUUCGCUUGCCAAUCGCUGAACAGCCGCUUGGUGGACUGCCCUCGAGACCAGGACUUCUACCUUUGGCAGUUUGAGAUGAUUGGGCAGCAACACCAUUGCCGAUGCAUUACUGACAACAGCACCGCCAUCCCAAACGCCUUUAUCAGGAAAACUUUCAGGCUUAUCUUGCUGUUUUGGUGUUUGUUCGGCAUUCAAGUCGUUGCCUUUUGCGUGUUUGGCUAUGGAGAGGCCCUGGUCAACUGCCAGACUUUCACUGAGCAUUCUCACCUGCCGCGACUGGUCAUCAAUAUGUCCACCCAGAGGUGCCCUCACUGUGGACGAGAGUUCAAGGAGCUGCGCCUGCAUCUCCUUCGCAACCCCUAUGGCUGCAAGGGUGUAUCGAGUCAACGCUGCCUGGCUGCUGCGUUGCCCGGUUGCAAGCUCCAGGAGUUUUUGCGCCUGUUCAAGCAGUUUCCAGGCGAGGCCUACACCCCAUCUGCAGAUACUUUGAAGGGUAUCUACAAUUCUUUGUGGGACUACCACCUCUGUGUACCACUCACAUGCAGGACGCAAGCAAGGGACAUUAGACAGUAUGGCAUGACCGACCUGACCACAACCGGCCCAAAAGAAAGCUAUGUCAAAACCCUGUGGGCCAGCUACCAAUUCACCAACAAGAAAAUGGAGACCAUACAGCAGCAGGUUACCAGCAAGCUCAACAUUGUCACGGCCAGGGGGGCUGCACACGAUGACGAAUACGAGAGCAACUGCCUGGCGGAGUGGCCAGCCAGCCGCAUCAUUCGGCUGCAUACCGCUGGAGACAGUGCUGCAGCGGGUUUGCAUUGUCUGUGUGCCCCCAAAGGGCAAGGGGGCACUGGCACCCAGUGCCAGUGGGAAGGGCAGGCAGAUAGCCAGGCAGUCAGGUCGUCGGGAGUCAUAGAUGCAGCAGGCCUGCCACACCAGGGAGGACGUGGAGUGCUGGCACUAAACCCUAAAGUUACCAAACAGCAUAUAAAGGGCAGCGGGUUCUCUGUCUAG